AUGGAUUCUCGACAAGCCAAAUUUCCACGUUACAUGGUGUUUUGUGUGGUUGCAUCAUGCAUAGGAUCAUUUUCUAAUGGUUGGACGAUUGGAUCUCCCAACAUUCCGGGCGAGACAACUACGUCUUGUGAGCAUGGUGCAGCCCACGUUAACAAUCGAUAUCUUCCCGAUUGCUUACCCAUGGAUUCAUUACAAUGGGGAAUUGCCGUGUCCACUUUUUGCUUGGGUGGAUUGGUAGCUAGCUUUUGCACGUCAUUUUUCAUGACCCGAUUUGGGCGUGUGCGUACCAUCAUGUAUACCAAUAUUGGCUGGAUCAUCGGCUCUAUAUUGAUGGCAUUUUCCGUAUCCCCCGUUAUGUUUGCUGUCGGCCGUUUUUGUUCAGGUGCAUCGUGUGGCAUGAAUUCAGUGGCCACACCUACCUACAAUGGAGAAAUUGCAACCAUCCAAGGACGUGGUACCAUGGGUACCUUGAAUCAAUUGCUCAUUGUGAUUGGGAUUUUGUUAUCCAAUUUGGUGGGGCUGGCAUUCAACUCGGUACCCUUAUGGCGAGUCAGCUAUGGCUUGGUGAUUGUCCCUGCUUUAUUACAAAUGAGCGUGAUGGGAUUGUGCGUCGAGUCACCACGAUACCUGGUGUCACAAAAUGAUUUGCAGGGUGCACAAGCAUCAUUACAAAAGUUACGUGGUGCAAAUUACGACGUGAGUUACGAGUUGAAUGACAUUAUCGAAGGACAACAACAGCACCAAGAACCUGGUAGAAAGGAACAAGAAGCCAUGGCUGCUGCUGCUGCACCACGACAUAGCAUCGAAACGGAUGGUGGUGGUGAUGUUAAUGUUUUGGAGAAGCGUAUUGCUGUAUUGAGCGAAGAAGGCAAUGGCAGCAAAGGCGCUUAUGGCUUUGCGGAUUUGUGGACCGAUCCGGUGGUGCGACGUAUCACGUUAUUGGUGGUAACGCUUCAUGCUGUGCAACAAUUUUCGGCUGUCAAUGGCGUCAUGUACUACUCGACCAUCAUCUUCCAGCAAACCUUUGACAGCCGCAUUUCGACUUAUAUGGCUAUUAGCACAUCAGCUGUAAACUUGUUGGUCACCUUGCUUUCGGUUUACUUGAUCGAUCGUGCAGGCCGUAAAGUAUUACUCGUAACGGCUCAAGCGGGUGGGUGCGUAUCAGCUGCUUUACUUGCUGUUGCAGGCCAUUUACAAUUACCAGCCUUACUUGUCACCUCUGUUUUCCUUUUCGUUACUUCCUUUGCCAUUGGUCUAGGCCCCAUCCCUUGGUUAUUGACAUCGGAAUUAUCACCUACACAUGCUGCAUCCGCCAUGACUUCAUUGGCCACGGCUGUCAAUUGGGGAGCUAAUUUCUUGGUGGCGCUCGUAUUUCCUGGUCUCAUGGAUAGAUUACAUUCAACAUCAUUCAUUAUCUUUGGUGCCAUCCUCUUUGUGUCCACUAUCUUUACGCUCUAUUGUGUUCCCGAAACAAAGGGCAAGUCCAUUGAACAAAUCAAUGCCAUGUUUGAACGUGCCAUCCGUGCUCGUGAUGCACCUGAAGAAGCCUUCCAUGACCGAGUCAGAUAA
Molecule: messenger RNA, 1569 nt
Organism: Lichtheimia ornata
Lineage: Eukaryota; Fungi; Mucoromycota; Mucoromycetes; Mucorales; Lichtheimiaceae
Exons: 3
Coding region: 1-1569 (522 amino acids)
Biological process (GO): monosaccharide transmembrane transport
Cellular component (GO): membrane
Molecular function (GO): hexose transmembrane transporter activity
Source: RefSeq, a predicted model, not a curated record